Molecule: messenger RNA, 3790 nt
Organism: Patiria miniata (bat star)
Lineage: Eukaryota; Metazoa; Echinodermata; Asteroidea; Valvatida; Asterinidae
Product: zinc finger protein 502-like
Exons: 3
Coding region: 193-2304 (703 amino acids)
Cellular component (GO): nucleus
Source: RefSeq, a predicted model, not a curated record
GAAAAACGUGUUACCAGGGGAUUUGGCACGAAAAACCGCCAUAUCGGUCUGAGUACGUCCGUUGAAGUUUGUUUCUUUAUUAAAAUCGCUGGAUAAAUUUCGUCUGCUAGUGCUACGGAAACUUCUCAACUUGAGCACCGUUGUUUGAGUGACGUUUAGAAGAUUUUGGUAGCCUGAAUACAGUGAUACAUAAUGGAGGAGGGAGGUACUCCAACGAUUAUCAUAAACACCCAGGGCACUACAACUAGUGCCACACAUGGUGGGGGAUCCACACCAAUCCAAAUCUCCAUAGUCAACCAAGGCGACAUGACAAACAUCGUUGAUAGUAGCGGGAACACCUUGUCCAGCCGUGAGGAUGACGUCAUUGCAGUGUUGGGUCAGCUGUUUGAGAGCGCGGAUGACACUCUCCAUCAAAUGGCGCAACAGAUGGUCGUCAAAGAGGCUGAACCAACGCAUCCACCAGAACCAGCCACGACAGAGCCCAACGCAGAAGCCAGCUUGGUCAACACUGGCCGCCAUCGGCCAUUUGUCUGCCAUUGUGGCAAGUCAUACGCUGCCAAGAGCCAUCUUAAGUAUCACCAGAGGAUACACAGCAGCGCCCGGGCCUAUGUCUGUAGGUGGUGCCCGCAGAACUUCAUACAGUUAGGGCAUCUCAAGCGGCAUGAACGGAUCCACACACUCGUCAAGCCUUACACUUGUGAGACCUGCGGCAAGACCUUCCGGCAAAACGGUCACCUCACCUGCCACAAGCGCAUUCAUACCAAUGAGAAACCUUACAAGUGUGACGUCUGCGGCGCAGCAUUCAGACAGAGAAGUGCCAUCUUCCGUCAUAAGAAACGGAAACACACCACUCACCGACACCAUGUGUGCUCAGUCUGCAGUCGUGGGUACUGUGGAGCCGCAGACCUGCGCAGGCAUGAGAAGACACAUGUUAACAUCACUUACUUUGCUGUCCUGAACCUUAAGACAAACACGUCUAAGAUCUGUGGUCACAUCCAGGAGGAUCAUAGCAUUAAUGAACCGCAAUCAGACCCAAACUUAGAAGAAAACAAGUACGUAGUGGAGGGGUCAGAAAUUGCCAAUGCUUGGAAUAUACCUGGACUUACAGCACCCAACAAACCUGCACCGGCACAUCCAAGGCCUUUCUCAUGUGAUAUUUGUGGGAGGUCAUACAAGAACAAAGGCCACUUGGUGUUUCAUACCAAGGUGCAUCUCCCGGACAGGCCCUACAAGUGUCCUGUCUGUAACAAGGGCUUUGUUCAGAAGGGCCACUUGCAGCGCCAUGUCAUGGUACACACAGAUGAAAAGCCUUACGUCUGCCAGAUCUGUACCAAAGUAUUCCGGCAGUCCAGCCAUCUAAACGACCACGUAAAAAUCCAUGAUGAUAGCAGGCCUAACGUCUGCUAUGUGUGCUCCAAGGGCUUCCGCCAGACCAGUGCCCUCAAAAGACAUAUGAUUCGCAUGCAUUCUUCACUUAGGCCGUUCACCUGUGAUACGUGCAACAAGGGUUAUCGUCUGGAGGCAGACUUGAGAAGGCAUCAGUUGCACUCAUGCAUGCAGAAUCCAAAGAGGAAGAAGAAACAAACUACAGACGGAGCAGAUGCCGAUGGAGAGAAGAAUGGAGCGAAAAAGAAAACCACCCCAAAGCAACGUCCCUGCAGAUACAACUGCGAGGUCUGCAGCAAACCGUUCCGAAGCCGCAGCGAGGUUAAAAUCCACAUGCGCACGCACACAGACGAGCGGCCGUUUGAAUGCGGCAUUUGCGGCAAAGUCUUCAAGCUCCUGCCGCAUCUCAAAGACCACAUGCUUAUCCACACCGGUGAGAAACCCUUCCAAUGCGACACCUGUAAAACCUCCUUCCGACGAGUCAGUACCCUGAGACGUCACGUAGUGCGCAUGCAUUCCGUUACUAAGACACACACCUGUAAGAUGUGUGGCAAGGCCUACUUCUCCGCAGUCGACUUGCGACGGCAUGAGAGAAAACACAUAGGAGAAGACUCUGAUCAGGAGAAGAAGAAGAGCAAAGAAGAGAAGAAGCUGAAAAAGCAGAAGAAGAAAGACAAGGAAAGGAAAUUGGCUGAAAAGAAGUUGCUGGAGGAUGAGAACAAGGAAAAAGACACUGUACAGGAUGAAAAUGCAGAACAGAUGGAGCAGGGGGAGGCAUCAACUGAAGUCAGGGAACCAGACGAAUCAGGCAGCGUAUUAGACCAGCAGGACCCCAUUGAUGAAUCCGCAGACAAUGAGACUAGGGUUGAUCCAAAUAUUACAAAGGAUUUAGCCACAGACGAUAAGCCUGUACAGUGAGCUGACAUUGGUCAACUCAUUUAAUCCGGGGCCAAUUCCAGUCAGCUUUUAUGAAAGCGCUGAAAUUUGCUUUAAGAGAAAAGAUUACCAGCCACAAUUCAAUUUACAUGUACAUAGUGUUUUUGUUGGUGCUUUUUAUUUCACCUCCAAAUUUGGAGAAAUUGAUCUAAAUGUUGGAAAAAGAAAAAAAAUUAAGCACUUGCAGCAAAUCUGCAAAUUGUUAGAAGUUAAGGGCAUUGUGAAUGUAGUUUGUUUGUAAUUCAACAUUUAACUAUAAAGGAUUUGAGGCUAUGAAUUUGUAAGUACAUGUACAUGUAUGUGUAUUGCCCAAAAAAUCUAAAAGUAUGAGCCUGUUUCUUUUUGCCAACUUUGUGUAGUUUAUAUUUUCACAGUCGUAUCUCCUAAACUGUAGACAACUUUGGUGAGUAGAAAGCUGCAUUACAUUUAGUUUGUAAAGGUGGUUUAUUUUUUUUUGUAAAAAUAUGUCAUUGGUGCAUAAAUACAGUAGUUGAAAUAGUCAUUUUGCUUUUCAUGUUUUGCCAUUAUUGUGGCUCAAGAACUGUCCUUGUCGGUGUAUGUCUAAAAACUACAAUAAGCUCUUGUAUUUUUUGACAAUAUGACUCGUAGCAUUUAUACUAAAUUUUGAAGGUUUGAAUUAAGUAUCCAAAACAAUUUUCUGUUCCUUUCUCCAUUUCAUAGACGAUAGUGAUAUCAAAAUACUUCCUUCAAGAGAAUGUGUGAGGAUUGGAAUUACCAAUCUUGUACAGAAAAAAAAAAUGUUAAUACUUGUAAAUAUUUGUCAGAUUUCAGUUUGAAACAGCAAGAAAGUUAAAGGGAACAUACAACAUUUACUUUUGCUGUAAUUUUCAAAAAUGGAUUUUUGUUGGGCAUUGUCAUAAUGUAUACAUGUAAAUAGAACUUCACAGAAGAGGAUUAAUCUGCACAAGAUGUUGUGGGCCUUAAAAUUUAAUUCUUGUUAGUUAGUACAGCAUGUUUAAUUAGAUUAUUCAUUUAUUCCCCUGUUCUUGAUAUUUUCUCGUAGUCUUAUAAGGAUUAAAAUAAUUUUAUUUUAGAGGGAUUAAAUUUGCAAGAUUUGAAUGCUAGUUGUACAAAGUUAUAAUUAAGCCAGUAAUUGGCAUUUGAUGAUCGGUAGAGUUAUCUUUGGGAAGUUUGGGAAGUAUAUCAUAAGUCAAUCCUGUCAAUCAAAACUCCAAUUGUUUGCAUAAGGACCACAUUGACUUUUGAUGACCAAUCUUUUUGUGUUUUGAAUUUCAAAGAAUUUUUAGGUGUACAUGUACAUUUUUCUUUCCCUUAUAAUCAGUUUGAAUUUCUAAUUUUCUGAUUUUGAACUUCACAUUUUCAGCACUUAAAAUGUCCUAUGAUUAGAUAUUAGUACAUGAGUGAAACUUUUCAUUAAAAUUAAAUGAAAUGAAAUGCUUGAUCAUUCGCAAGACUUGUUAUUAAACUUUAUUUUAUGAGAUCUUGA